Knipowitschia caucasica is the source of this 2424-nucleotide messenger RNA. The record is from the annotation of a GenBank genome assembly. Lineage: Eukaryota; Metazoa; Chordata; Actinopteri; Gobiiformes; Gobiidae.
AUGUGCCUCCACAGUGUGCAGAAAUGGGCUGUUUCUUUUGGCAAACAACUAACUGCUUUAUCCGCUCGAUACUCUGGAGCUCAGCUACUGCAGAAGAAAUACAAGGACAUUGAAGGAACAGUGAAGAUGGAAGAGGUGGAUGGUAAGGAACUGGUCCAACAGUUCGCAGAAGAGAUGGAGGAGAUGCUGGGGAGGAAGAUGAAGUCUGUCAAGCGGUUGGCAGAGGCUGCAGAGGAGGCUGAUUUAUACCAUGACUACAAUGACACGCUGGAGUUCGAAUACUAUAACUCAAUGCUGAUAAACAAAGUGGAUGAAGAUGGGAACCCCUUGUCUCUCGGGGGAGCGUUUCCUUUGGAGCAAAAUGAACAUUUCAACAAACUUCCUGUGAACGUGCAGAUGAGCAACAUACAAGUCCCUACCAACGUCUACAACAGAGACACAGAUAUUGUGAAUGGAGUGUACAUGUCUGAAGUGCUUGAUGACGUCUUCAUUGAAAACUUCCAGAAAGACCCAACGCUCACAUGGCAGUACUUUGGAAGUGCUGCGGGCUUCUUCAGGCUGUAUCCAGGCAUUCAGUGGAUCCCAGAUGACAAUGGCGUGGUAACAUUUGAUUGCAGAAACCGAAACUGGUAUAUUCAAGCAGCUACUUCUCCUAAAGAUGUAGUCAUUGUGGUGGAUGUGAGUGGAAGCAUGAAGGGGCUCAGACUGACCAUAGCCAAACACACCAUCAACACCAUCCUGGACACGUUAGGAGAGAACGAUUUCGUCAACAUAAUUGCUUACAGUGAUUAUGUGCGCUAUGUGGAGCCAUGUUUCAAGGGGACCCUGGUGCAAGCGGACCUGGACAAUAGAGAGCAUUUCAAAAUAUUAGUCGAUGAGCUUCAUGUGAAGGGUGAAGGAAAAGUCACAAAAGCCAUGAAGGAGUCGUUUAAGAUCCUCAAUGAGGCCACAGCCAUGGGCCAGGGCAGUCUGUGUAACCAGGCCAUCAUGCUGAUCACCGACGGGGCAAUGGAAGGCUUUGAGGGGGUAUUUGAGGAGUUCAACUGGCCCGACAAGAGGGUCCGUGUGUUUACGUAUCUCAUUGGAAGAGAAAUGACCUUUGCUGAAAAUGUCAAAUGGAUUGCCUGCAAUAACAAAGGUUAUUACACUCAUGUUUCUACACUGGCCGAUGUUCAGGAAAACGUGAUGGAGUAUCUGCAUGUCCUGAGUCGACCAAUGGUGAUCAACCAUGACCAUGACAUCAUCUGGACUGAAGCAUACAUGGACAGUGUGCUGUUCAACACUCAGGCACAAAACCUCCUCUUGAUGACCUCAGUCGCCAUGCCAGUUUUCAGCAAGAAGAAAGAAACUUUGUCUCAUGGGAUUUUACUGGGUGUGGUUGGAACUGAUGUAGCUCUCAAAGAACUCAUGAGGCUGGCUUUGAGAUACAAGCUUGGAGUCCAUGGGUAUGCUUUUCUCAUCACCAAUAAUGGGUACAUUUUGUCCCACCCUGACCUCCGUCCUCUGUAUAAAGAAGGAAAGAAAUUAAAGCCCAAACCCAAUUAUAACAGCGUUGAUCUAUCGGAGGUGGAAUGGGAGGAUACGGAUGCGCUGCUGAGGACGCCGAUGGUCAAAGGAGAAACCGGGACGUUUACUUUAGACAUUAGAGCUUCGGUGGAUAAAGGGCUCAGAGUGAUGUUUCUCAGGAAUAAAUACUUUUACACCGUCAUCAAAGAAACGCCAUUCAGUUUGGGCAUAGUGUUGACAGAAGGCUUUGGGAAUUACAUGUUCUUGGGAAAUGUCUCCAUUGAAGAAGGCCUUCAUGACUUAAAUGGCCCCGAUCUCACCAUAUCCAGUGAAUGGACAUAUUGUGAGACAGACAUAGACCCUGCUCAUCGUAAACUCAACCAGCUUGAGGCCGUGCUGCAAUACCUUACGGGGAAAGAGCCUGAUCUAGAAUGUGAUGCACUGCUUUUGUCCCAGACUCUCUUUGACGCGGUGGUCACUGCUCCCAUGGAAGCCUAUUGGACAGCUCUCAUGCUCAAUUCCUCUGGCAUAGAUGAUGGAGUUGAAACAGCUUUUCUUGGGACGCGUUCAGGCCUAAUGAGAGUUCAGAGAUACGCUGGGAUCGAGAACAGACUUUCUGCGUCUUUCCUGACCUCAUCAGACAAAGAGAAUCUGUUCACGUUGGACCAGUUCCCACUAUGGUACCGCAGAGCUGCUGAGUACCCUGCUGGACAGUUUGUGUACUACAUGCCCAGGCAGGACUCGAGAGAUGUGUUCAGAGACCAUGAGGCCGACUAUAGCGCCACCUUCAGUUCAGAUGAGGUGGGUGUCGAGUCAGAAGAGGCGAGAGGGAGGGAGCGCAGGGAGACUAGCGAACAAGUGGAGGAAGACCACAAUGGUGAUGAUGAUGAGGAUGGUAGAGGAAAAUUCAAUUAUUAG